Cladophialophora psammophila CBS 110553 is the source of this 1587-nucleotide messenger RNA. RefSeq lists its product as uncharacterized. The record is from RefSeq and is a predicted model, not a curated record. The transcript has a single exon. The coding region runs from base 1 to 1587 and encodes 528 amino acids. Lineage: Eukaryota; Fungi; Ascomycota; Eurotiomycetes; Chaetothyriales; Herpotrichiellaceae.
AUGCUCUAUCUCUUGAUCACUUUCGGCGCCAUUGGCUGGGUGAAUGCACUUCCCAGUGUAGCCACCUGUUCCAACUCCCUUCCCAAGCCAAACGUCCCGGGAGCUAUCGUUACCUCCCUGUCGGCAUCGGUAGUUCAUAACUAUGCUAUCAAUGUCACCGGCGAAUUGAACAAUUGGUCAGUUCAAAACAUCACGGGUCUCGGCUUCUGUCAAGUAAAUGUUAGCCUGACACAUCCCGGGACCGGUGAUCAUGUCAACAAUCAAGUAUGGCGUCCUCUGGCUGGGUGGAAUGGUAUCUUUCUCGGCAUGGGAGGCGGUGGAUAUGUUUCUGGAUCCUGGCCAUCGUUGGCGCCUGCUGUGGAACGCGGCUAUGCAGCCGCGGCAACCGAUGGAGGUCACGCUCAGAAUAACUCUGGAGAUGCCACGUUGUGGGCUCUGGUCAGCGAAGGUGAUGUCAACAAGAACCUUCUUCUUGACUUCGCGUCCAGGUCGGUCCAUGAUAUGACAGUGCUAGGAAAAGCCGUUACCACGAGCUUCUAUGGAUCUGCACCAAAGUAUGCAUAUUGGCAGGGCUGUUCGACGGGGGGCCGACAGGGUCUUAUGGAAGCACAGAUGUACCCCAAUGACUAUGACGGCAUUGUCGCCUCAGCUCCUGCUAUCAACUGGAAUGACUUCACUCCGGCCCAACAGUGGCCGUAUACCGUGAUGAACAACGAACACUACGCACCUCCGCAAUGUGAGUUUGACGCUGUCAACGCCGCUGCAGUUUCUACCUGUGACCAUCUGGACGGCCUCGAAGACGGUAUCAUCGGUGCUCCAGGCCUCUGCGAAUUUGAUCCUUCAAGUCUUGUUGGGAAGAACUAUGCCUGCCAUACCGAUGGGACAACUCAGCGCUUUUCGAGCAAGACUGCAACUAUCGUGAAGAAGAUCUGGCAAGGACCGGCAGCCGCAAAUGGCACCGCGCUCUGGUAUGGCAUUCUCCCCGGUACCAAUUUCAGCUCGCUCGCGCCCACAGAGACCUUCAGCAAUGGCACCACUGUCGCAGAGCCAUUUGGCAUCUCUGACAGUUGGUUCCGUGACUUCUUGUUCAAAGAUGCCAUCUACAAUACCUCUAACAUCACCUACGGCGAGUUCCCGGGCUUAAUUCAUCAAUCUCAUGUGGAGUAUGAUUCCGUGAUGGGUACUAUGGAUGCUAAUUUGUCCGCAUUUAAAGCCUCCGGCGGAAAGAUGAUCACUUGGCAAGGUCUUGCUGACAACCUGAUUAUGCCAAAUGGAACUAUGCAUUAUUUUGACAGAGUCAAGGCAAUCGAUCAGAAUGUCACCGACUUCUACCGUGUCUUCUUUGCUCCUGGCGUGGGACAUUGCGGCGGCGGAGGAAGCGGGCCAAUCCCAAACGACGCUCUGAUGGCUUUGAGGAAGUGGGUCGAGAAUGGAACAGCUCCAGAGGUCCUCCCAGGCUCGAGCGGGUAUAAGAUCAACGGAACCAUUCGACAUCAGAACCUAUGUCUAUAUCCUCUUGUCUCGAAGUACAACGGCAAGGGUGAUCCAACGAGUGCAUCCAGUUUCACAUGUGUAAAGAAUUUUUGA